GCGUGCGAACAGGCUGGAGAAUCUGAAGCUUUAAAUUUUAUUUAAUAGAGUCAACAAAUUAAGAAAGAAAAACAUUGAAAAUGGCCAGCCCCGUGGAACUGCUCAGCCUCUCCAAUCCCGUCUUCAAAAGCUUCACCUUUUGGGUCGGAGUUUUGGUUAUCAAAAUUUUUCUCAUGAGCCUUUUGACCGCCGUCCAGCGAUUCAAGACGAAGACCUUCGCCAACCCCGAGGAUCUGAUGUCCCCCAAGCUGAAGGUCAAGUUCGACGAUCCGAAUGUGGAGCGAGUGCGUCGUGCCCAUCGCAACGAUCUGGAGAACAUCCUGCCCUUCUUUGCCAUCGGCCUGCUCUACGUGCUGACCAACCCGGCCGCCUUCGUGGCCAUCAACCUGUUCCGGGCCGUGGGAAUCGCCCGCAUCGUCCACACGAUCGUCUACGCCGUGGUCGUGGUGCCCCAGCCAUCCCGCGCCCUCGCCUUCUUCGUGGCCCUGGGCGCCACCGUCUACAUGGCGCUGCAGGUCGUCCUCGCGGCCGCCUUCUAGGCACCUAGAUCUAGUCUUUCAUGUUUUUUUUCAACCAUUUUUGAAUUAAUUUCUUAAAUAUAAAAAUACACCUGCCUGGGUAGCGGUGCUUUUGGAUCACA
Molecule: messenger RNA, 640 nt
Organism: Drosophila rhopaloa
Lineage: Eukaryota; Metazoa; Arthropoda; Insecta; Diptera; Drosophilidae
Gene: Mgstl
Product: microsomal glutathione S-transferase 1
Exons: 2
Coding region: 81-539 (152 amino acids)
Cellular component (GO): membrane
Source: RefSeq, a predicted model, not a curated record